Cimex lectularius (bed bug) is the source of this 2119-nucleotide messenger RNA. Its product is annotated as kinesin-like protein KIF12. Bases 1 to 2085 code for a protein of 694 amino acids. The transcript is spliced from 15 exons. Gene Ontology annotation, biological process: microtubule-based movement. The record is from RefSeq and is a predicted model, not a curated record. Gene Ontology annotation, molecular function: ATP binding; microtubule binding; microtubule motor activity. NCBI's taxonomy places the organism in Eukaryota, Metazoa, Arthropoda, Insecta, Hemiptera, Cimicidae.
AUGUCGAAUCCUCCUCGUAUAUCGCGACCGUUGGCAAAUAGGCCUUGUUUGUAUAUCGAUUGCGCUUACCAUUCAACUGACCUCCCAAGGCCAAGAUCACUUUCACACGCCAAAGUGAGGCCGUUGAACAACCGAGAGAAGAAGCAAAACGAUGGCUCGGUGAUCGAGUUUCCUGGAAAUGGACAAGUCCUCCUGACCGGGUUGAACGACAUCCCUGGUGUCAAGGGGUCGAAGACGAAGCAGUUUUCCUACAACGUCGUCUUCGAACCUGCUGCGACCCAGGAGGACGUUCUCCAGUACUCUGGGAUCACGAGGCUCAUCGAAAUGGCCGUCGACGGAUUCAGCGCCACUGCGUUCUGCUACGGGCAGACUGGAAGCGGGAAAACUCACACGCUCACCGGACCUCCUUUUCUAUUCAACGGUAAAAAGAUGAACUUCUACUCCGCUGACCACGGACUGAUAUUAAGGUCGUUCAUGUACCUCUUCAAAGUGAUCCAGGAGAAGAGCAACGUCCAUUUCAUACUAAAAGCUUCCUUUUUAGAAAUUUACAACGAAAAGGUCAUGGACCUGCUCAACCCAGGCACCGCUCGAAAACCCCUUGCUGUAAGAUGGUCUAAGAAAUCGCAAAGGUUUUUCGUCGAGAAUCUUUUCACAGUCGACUGCGAAGAGCUCGAUGAUCUGUUAGCAGUUUUAGAAGAAGGGAUGAAAAACAGAGCUGUAGGUUCACAUACUAUGAAUGAACAUUCGAGUCGAAGCCAUACUAUCCUUACAGUUUAUAUAACUUGUGAACAGCAAAUGGAAAACGGAGUUUUUAUAACGAAACAAGGCAAAAUCAAUUUUGUGGAUUUGGCCGGGAGCGAGAUGACCAAAAAAACCCACAGCGAAGGGAAAACACUGGAAGAAGCUAAUAACAUUAACAAGAGUCUUAUGGUCUUAGGCUACUGCAUUGCUUCCCUCAGUGACAGCAAGAAGAAAAACGGCCACAUUCCAUACAGGGAUAGCAAGCUGACAAAACUCCUUGCUGACAGUCUUGCAGGAAAUGGUGUGACGUUAAUGAUUGCUUGUAUUUCACCUGCAAGAUCGAAUGUUACUGAAACCCUAAAUACACUUCGUUAUGCAUCCAGAGCGAAGAAGAUCAGAAACAAACCGAUAAUCGUUAUGGAUCCGAGAGAAGCAUUGAUUGUUAGCUUGAAAAGAGAAGUGACAGCUUUACAAAAUGAAAACGAUCAUUUGAGAUCUGCGUUAAGAUUGAGCGCUGAAUCGAUCGUCAACGAUCCUACACUUUCUUCAAGCAGACUGAACCUUUCAACUCCACCAAAGAUCGACUUGGAACGUAUUGCUGAUAUGGAAGGGUCAGAACUGGCAGACCUCGUCAAGCACUACUCGAAUGAAAACGACGCCCUUAGAAAGGAGAAUGCUGAGCUUUUCGCCAUCAGGGACCUACUCAUCAGGGAUCAAGAACUCGUAUGCAGAGAAAACGAAAGACUGCUUAAGAAACUUGAGGACGUCAAUUCAGUGUGCAUCAGGUCUCCCAUCAUCCCAGCAAGGCCGACUUUGUCAGCAGAAAUGCUCAACAACUCAAACAGUGACUUGGAAAGCAGUAACAUAUGGAUGAAUCCAUUUGGAUCGAGUACAGGAUCCCUGCAUAAUCUAAAUAUGAGCCGACCAAAGAAUGAUAACGAAAGGAUCGUUGACAACAGGAGUCGGCUUUUAGACUCGUUUCAAAAAGAAUUAGACAAGCGUCAAAUCGGGAAGAGGAAUAAGCACACACUCAACCGAGGGGACACACUUCCGCCGAUACAACAUUCAGUGUCGCCUGUCCAGGACGGUUACGGAUUGGACAGAAACCAACCGAAGCCUAAGCUAAGGAGGGGUAGGUCCGCUGAAAGUGUUUCCAAGCAAACGAAGAAUGAAGAUGUGCGCCCUUUAGUGAAAGAAGCUUUCCUUCCAAAAAUAGAAAACGUUAAUGAUCUCUUUGGUUCAUCUCUCACGACAAAUGUACAUCAGGAACCAUAUCACGAUCUGCCGCACUCAAACAUGUUUGGGAGCAUAGUUGCAGCGGAAGAAACUGAAAAGAAGGCUUGAAUUUUUUCCUGGCAUGGCUGUGAAAAACCUAACU